Messenger RNA from Vittaforma corneae ATCC 50505, 705 nucleotides. RefSeq lists its product as uncharacterized. The transcript has a single exon. Gene Ontology annotation, cellular component: proteasome core complex; cytosol; nucleus. NCBI's taxonomy places the organism in Eukaryota, Fungi, Microsporidia, Nosematidae. The record is from RefSeq and is a predicted model, not a curated record. The coding region runs from base 1 to 705 and encodes 234 amino acids.
AUGGCAGAUAAACAAAUUACAGGAAAUACAUUCACCGAAGAAGGCAGACUUUCUCAAGCCGAAUUUGCGAUUAAAAAUGUAAAUGAUGCAGGAACUAUUAUUGGACUUGUGUGUUCCAAUGGUGUUGUUCUUCUUGGAAUAAACCUUGUAAAAUCUUCAAGUAUUGAAAAAAUCUAUAAAGUCAAUGAUAAGGCUUAUGUGGCAGUCUCUGGAAUAUUUAGUGAUGCUUUACGACUACUAAAAUUUGCAAGAGUUAAAAGCGUUAGUGUAAAGGAGGUGUUAGGAAAAUAUCCACGUAUUUCAGUACUAUGUGAUUUAAUUAGUCAAGAGAAACAAUAUUAUACUCAGAUGGUAAGUGCUAGACCCUUUGGUGUAUCUUUCCUUUAUUCUGGCUAUGAAAACGAUGAAUAUGUACUUUUUUCAACUGAUCCUUCCGGCACUGUAAACAGAUGGAAAGCUUGUUGUUUUGGGAUGGACUCUGAUACCAUAAGCUCUUGUCUUAGAAAUGAAAUUUCUGAAAUUAAUUACAAUUUGGAGGAGGGUAUUGAAAAGAUCUUAAGAAUAUAUGGAAAAACAAAAGAAUGGAGUACUGAUAUUGCAGAAAGAUUAGAAAUACUUGCAUUUAAAGAACGUAAUAGUCGCAUGCUCCAUCACGAAGAAAUUAAAGAGAUUAUUUCCAAGAUUGGAAAAGAGACAAGUCAAUAA